Messenger RNA from Durusdinium trenchii, 930 nucleotides. The record is from the annotation of a GenBank genome assembly. NCBI's taxonomy places the organism in Eukaryota, Dinophyceae, Suessiales, Symbiodiniaceae.
CAGGCAUCUCAGUUUUUGCAUUGCAAAACCUCCAAAACGGCGCAGUUGAGUGGCUGCAAUCAAAGUUCCCAUGCGAAGUUGAGAAGCCAAGGAUGGGCGGUUGCAAUUCGACUGGCUGUGGUUGCGAGAAGGGUCCUCCACCAACGUUCAGCAUUGACCCCGGUUCCGCCUAUUCUGCCAGAGACAGACCAGGUUCGGACAAGACACCCGGUGGUCAGACUUUGAGCGGGGGUGCAACGUAUGAAGGACAAUGGCGUGGAGAAGACAAACAUGGGGAGGGCAAGUUGAUCUUCGCAGAUGGCUCCAAAUAUGAGGGGCAGUUUGAGUCCGACCGAAAGCAUGGUGUUGGAAAGUACACCUACAGCAAUGGUUCCACCUACGAAGGGCAAUGGAAAAUGGAGGUUCAAGAUGGCCACGGUGUAGAGAAGCUUGUGGACGGUUCAGUCUUCGAGGGCCAGUUCAAGAAUGGCGACAAGUCCGGCAAGGGCAAAUUCACCUGGAACACAGGUGGUUCCUAUGAGGGCGACUUUGAUGCCAAUGAUAUGCACGGCGAGGGCCGGUAUCAGUGGAGCGACGGCCGAAGUUAUACAGGGCAGUGGCGCAGGAACCAUAUGGGCCCAUUUGGCACCAUGAAGUGGACGGAUGGGCGAUGUUAUGAGGGCCAGUUCAGGGAUGGCAAGAAGCAUGGCGAAGGCAAGCUUUCUUGGCCGGAUGGUAGAUCCUACACAGGACAGUGGGACAGUGGCCGCCAACAUGGAGUUGGAAUCGCCGUCACUGCAAAAGGCCUUUCCAGAAAAUCACAAUGGGAGCAUGGUAACUUUGUUUGCUGGCUGGAGGAACCUCCGGAAGUCACCGGUGACAGCAACAAGACCUGAGGCUGGCAGAUUCCGCCAAACGGGCUUUCAAGACUCCUAGAGGUAAUAAGAGUAC